AUGUGGAGCAACGUUGACCCUUUGUCAGUGGAGGAACCUUCAGGACCCGGGGAGGAGGAGGAGGAGGAGAGAGGAGCCGCAGGAGAGUGGACCCCCGAGGCUCCGGUUCCGGGGAAGGUGUUACGAGCUCACGGCGACGCCGUCACCGCCGCUCGGCUCUGCUUCAACGACCGCUGCGUCCUCAGCUGCUCCUCAGACUGCACCGCCAUCCUCUGGGAUGGGGAGACCUGCAGACCUCUGAGGAUGUUUGAUGGAGUUCAUGGAAAAACCAUCACUGAGUGUGCCUUGAUCCCAAACAGCAACAGGAUGGUUACAGUCUCCUGGGAUAAGACGAAGGUGGCCUGGGACCUGGAGACGGGACAGACUCUGUGGAAGUCGAGGCAGGUCGGCCUGCUGACCUCCUGCAGCGUGUCGUCUGACGGCCGGUUGGUUGUUUGUGCCGCAGACCCACAGAACGGAGUUUACAUCAGCGAUGCCGCCAGCGGACAGACACUGCACCACAUCAGCGAUCAUCACCGCUCCACCAUCACACGGUGCAGGUUCGACCCUCAGAGCCAGCGAGUGGCCACGGUGUCUGCAGACCGGAGCAUCAAACUGUGGGACCUGCUGGCUCAGAAGACCACCGUGUCCAUCGACAGUAAACACAGCAAUGUCGUCUCCGACUGCUCCUUCACCAAUAAUGGACACUUCCUGUGCACGGCAUCAUGGGAUAAAACGCUAAAGCUGUGGGACCUUCAGGCGGGGGGGUUUCGAUCUCACGGCGGGACAACACUUCAGAGAGGCCACGAAGGCAGCGUGAGCUCCUGCAGCUUCUCUGCUGACGCAAGCCUGCUGGUGUCCGGCUCCUACGACAGGACUGUUGCACUCUGGGAUACGUCCUCCGUCUGUCCGACACUCGUUCUGAAGGGCCACAGUGAUUGGGUGACAGACGUGUCAGUCGGUGCCGACAGGAAGUUGGUUGCCUCUGCCUCCAAGGACGGGACUGUCAGGUUAUGGGACAUAGAGAACAUGGAGGAGAUCCCAGAGGUCAUGGAGAGGAGGAGGACUGAAGGAUCGGGGAUUCACAUCCUAAAGUGUGAGGAGUGCGGAAAGCCGUUCCCGGUGUCCAGACUACAGACCUCAGAGCUGCUGACUCAGUGUGUCUUCUGUCGACUCAAAUCACCCUCCAGAUACCGACCACAGCCUCCACCUCUCAUGUGA
Messenger RNA from Xiphias gladius (swordfish), 1200 nucleotides. RefSeq names its product WD repeat-containing protein 88-like. The coding region runs from base 1 to 1200 and encodes 399 amino acids. NCBI's taxonomy places the organism in Eukaryota, Metazoa, Chordata, Actinopteri, Istiophoriformes, Xiphiidae. The record is from RefSeq and is a predicted model, not a curated record. Gene Ontology annotation, molecular function: protein binding. The transcript has 11 exons.